CGCUCAUUGUGUAGCACUAUAUCUGUAUACAGCUUUCGCAGUCUUUUGUCGUUUGCAAGUAAGAAAGGAUCCCCAGCAUGGAAUGCGUGAAUUUCUUGUGCAUUUUAUUCUGUGCAAUUGUAACGGUAUAUGCACGAAUAGAAUACGACGACCCCUAUUACCCUCUAUGUGCUUGUGGAAGACAUAACGCCAGAUACUCUCAAACGUCAACUUGACGAUGACUUGCCCGAGACGUUGGUAUUGAACGUUAAGCGCGGCGUUACGUCUAACGUCAAACUGACAUUGAGUGAGAACAAACGCCUGAAUCACAAUGCGCCGAUGUACGAGGUUAAGUCUGUUAAUGGUCAAAAUUUGCUGAAGAAGCUGAACACCUCCCCAUUGCAGGAGACGAAAUUCUACCAGGACAAAAACAAAGUUGGGUCAUUCAUGGUGUCGUGUAAACGUUUCAACAAGGGCACAUGCGUAAGAAGCGUUACUGGAAGUCUCAUACAUAACGACGAGGCUUACGAGAUAAGGCCCGCCGAAGACACGCUUAGCACGAGAAACCUCGAAGCAACGCGAGGCGUGAGAGACUUUCCUCACAUCAUGACACGAGUCAGCGAUCUGGCGCGCGGUCAGAGAGGGCAGGGUCAUGUGAGCAAUGAUGAAAGAAUUCCUUCGGAUAUUCCGGAUUACGACAAAAACAGCAACGAAAAUGCGGAAAGAGAGAAUGAGAGUGUGGACGACUACGACAAAGAUAUAAAGAUAGAUCCAGCGAAUUUUGAAAAGACCCUUCAGAAAUUACGUUCUAAGGCAUCACUAGAGAAACUGAGAAAUAGAAGACAGACACGACAGGACAAAGUCUACGCAGUCGAGGUAGUGGUGGCUAUCGACCCAUCUUUGUGGCAGAAAUUUUACACGGACACACAGGCUACUGGCGGAAUGUCCAGAGAAGAGACAACAGAGUACAAACUUCGGGAACAUUUCUCGCAGAUCAUCAAUGGCAUUAGCACGCGAUAUGAAAGUAUUGACUCUAACGAACUGAACAUUUACGUUACGGUUACUGCCUUUCUGUUGUACAAGACUAUCGACUCCACCAAUCCGCUGCCGCCGUCGGCGAUUGAAACGUUUGCCGGCUACGAAUAUCAAUAUGUUAACAGUAGCGUCUACUUACCUGCUCUACCGGUUUGGCUAAGUAACCUGUCGGGUCUUCCAGACAAUGAUCACGUCAUGGUUUUUACAUGGUAUCAAGUCUACAGUGGGAACUAUUGGACUGGUGUAGCUGGCAUAACCUAUUUAAGUGGCGCGUGCACAUACCGACGGGUGUCACUCAAUGAAGUAAUGUUCACCACCUUUACCACAAUAUCAGUGGCCGCGCAUGAACUGGGACACAAUCUCGGCGCUGAUCACGAUAGCGGUGACUGCCCAGCUGCCUCAAGCUUCAUCAUGUCUGGGUUGAGCCAGCUCCAACCUGGAGAUGCCUUUACACAGAAUCCCUGGCGCUUCUCAACAUGCUCUGUCAACCAGUUCAGAAAAUAUAUCCAGUACCUUGAUAACAGCGGACAGAACUGCUUGCUGGACAAAGGUGAUUACUACAAUGCCGACGAGUUCAACACCUUCAUCUCACAGUUGCCCGACACCGCGGACGAACAGUGCAAGAAGAUUGUUGGCAACCAUUCCGGACUUGGGUGUGGCCAGACGGCCACAGACCCAUCCAUUUGUCAGUACAUGAAUUGCAAAACAUCUACGCCAGGGCAAUGCAGCGCCAAGACCGCGGACCAAGGUACAUCGUGUGAUGACCCAGCAUUAAAUAAGUGGUGUAUCGCUGGUGCAUGUGUCCCGCGAUCUUCUAUUUCAUCCGGUAAGGCGGAAAUAUAUUGA
This is a messenger RNA of Dreissena polymorpha, 1860 nucleotides long. Its product is annotated as A disintegrin and metalloproteinase with thrombospondin motifs adt-2-like. Bases 319 to 1860 code for a protein of 513 amino acids. Gene Ontology annotation, molecular function: metalloendopeptidase activity. Gene Ontology annotation, biological process: proteolysis. The transcript is spliced from 15 exons. NCBI's taxonomy places the organism in Eukaryota, Metazoa, Mollusca, Bivalvia, Myida, Dreissenidae. The record is from RefSeq and is a predicted model, not a curated record.